CUUCUGCUCUGGUCCGCCCACCUGUCCAGGUUCAACAGUCCCAGCCGGAAGCCACCUCCACGGACUGUGCACAGUGUCUGAAGCUACUCCCUUUGCUCAGAUGCUCCUCCCUCAGAGUUUCCAGCCUGAAUGCCACGGCCUUCAUUGUGACCCAUUCCUACUCAGGACUUGUAUCCCAGGGCUGCCUGGACCCUGGGGUGUCCCUGGAGCCAGGGUUUUUUUCUCUGACAGAGGCCAAGGCUCACCAAUGUCAUCAGGCCUCUCCAUGACUGAAGGAAACCAAACUGUGUUCUCAGCGUACACCACCACACCAACAAUGACCCCUAGGCUGGGCACUGGGGGCCAGGCAUGGCCUGUGCUGGUGGGGGUCGUGCUGGGAGCGGUGGCCCUCUCCAUACUCAUUGCCCUUGCUGCCAAGUGCCACCUCUGCCACCGGUACCGUGCCAGCUAUCGGCAUCACCCACUGUCCAGAACAGGGAGUGGGAACCGCCCACAGGUGGGUGAAGAUGAAGAUGAUGAUGGCUUCAUCGAAGACAAUUACAUUCAGCCCGGGGCUGGUGAGAUGGAGACAGCAGGCAGCCGGGACCACUUCUCUCUAUGAGCCCCGUCUUUGGACACUCUCCACUUCCCUCCAUGUCUGGCACUUUAAAGACAGCGAUGCCUCAAGUCUCAGGGUCAGAAGUGGGUCAGAAGUGGCUUGACCAGAGGUCUGUUUUCUGACACUGGUCGCCAAAGGGGCAAUUCUGUUUCUCAGUUACUCUCCAUGACUCCCCACUAUUCCAGGAUAAACCCUGACAGUGCAUGAAUGUGGGGAGAGGCCCCUGAGGGCAGGCCUCUUGACUUCCUUUCCUUGCCUCCAUCCUCCCUACUUCACCAAGCUUUUACCAGUCCCCCCUGCCCGGGCUGCUUUGCCCCCCUCAUGAUGUUCCCUGACACACAAGUCCCAGGAUUUCACACAUGUCCCGGCAGAAGACCGUGCCAAAUUUCUUUACUGAAAAUUUUUUUUCUUAUCAAAAUAAAGUAUGUGACUUGGUUAUAAUAUAUCAUGUUUUUCACAGGAAUUAAUAAAUCUAUUUUCAUUUU
This is a messenger RNA of Phodopus roborovskii (desert hamster), 1083 nucleotides long. RefSeq names its product chromosome unknown C1orf210 homolog (gene CUNH1orf210). The coding region runs from base 101 to 601 and encodes 166 amino acids. The transcript is spliced from 4 exons. The record is from RefSeq and is a predicted model, not a curated record. Lineage: Eukaryota; Metazoa; Chordata; Mammalia; Rodentia; Cricetidae.